Podarcis lilfordi (Lilford's wall lizard) is the source of this 15020-nucleotide messenger RNA. Lineage: Eukaryota; Metazoa; Chordata; Lepidosauria; Squamata; Lacertidae. The record is from the annotation of a GenBank genome assembly.
GGGGAGAAAAAAAAAUAAAGUCGUUUUCCUAGAGCGGCCGUUUCCACGCUGACGACGUCCCUUAACGGGGGAAGGACGUGAACUACAACUUCCAUGUACGCCUCAGAUGAGAGUUGAUUGCGGGGCGGAGUCCGCGACUUGCCUUCUCUGCAAUUGGCUGCGGGUGGUGAGCGUCGCUUAAAUCCGCCAAUCAGGAGCCGGGCGGGGCGGGGCUGCCGUUUCAAAUGCAGCCGCGAGAAGCUGCGCCGAGCGGACUCAUCCCCCUCAUCUGUCCCUUCGGCCAGGUGAGGUGAGGCGGCGCUUCAGGGACGGGCCUAGGCCCCGGGGGUGGGAGUAGCUCGGCGUCGCCGGCGCUUGGGAGGGGAGAAGCGGCCGAAGCGCAUUCUCGUGGGUGUUUGUGCGUGUGGAGUUUUGCCGCUCAUGCGGCUAGUCCAUAAGGAGGUCCCGCCCGGCGGUGAGAUUCGGGGUGGCGCAGACUCAGGCCUGUGGGAGGGCAGGCCUGCUACAGUUUAAUGAAGAGGGAAGCUUAAUGGGGUUUGUUGUUUUUGCAAAAGGGAUGGCCUGGAAGUAGAGUUGCCCCCUUUGUCAUGGGGGUGGGCGGUGAUUUUCCUUUUUAAAUUUCAAAUCAAAUUUAAAUUGGGAAAUCAAUUUCAAACUGGGACGCAGGUGGCGCUGUGGGUUAAACCACAGAGCCUAUGACUUGGGACAGAGCCUAUGGCUGGGAGCUAUUUGGCUCUGCACCCUCACCCUUCAGUCCCCCCCAUGCCCUGGUGGUAUCCCAUUUUUGAUUCAAUAACUGGGUGGCGCCAUGGGUUAAACCACAGAGCUUAGGACUUGCCGAUCAGAAGGUCGGCGGUUCGAAUCCCCGCGACGGGGUGAGCUCCCGUUGCUCGGUCCCUGCUCCUGCCAACCUAGCAGUUCGAAAGCCUGUCAAAGUGCAAGUAGAUAAAUAGGUAAGUAGAUAAAUAGGUACCGUUCCAGCAGGAAGGUAAACGGCAUUUCCAUGUGCUGCUCUGGUUCGCCAGAAGUGGCUUAGUCAUGCUGGUCACAUGACCUGGAAGCUGUAUGCCGGCUUACUUGGCCAAUAAAGCGAGAUGAGCACCGCAACCCCAAAGUCAGUCAUGACUGGACCUAAUGGUCACGGGUCCCUUUACCUUUACCUUUAUUGCCAUCACAUCAUAAAAUGUUUCAGAUCACUGGGAUAAUUAAAAAGACAAGGGUGGAGCUGUCAAGGGUUAUAGGGUCACACUGUGGUCGUGUGCACUAGGUGCUAAAGUGACUUCAAAGCAGGUAAGGGUAAAGGUAAAGGACCCCUGGAUGGUUAAGUCCAGUCGAAGGCAACUAUGGGGUUUUGGUGCACAUUUCGCUUUGAGGCCGAGGGGGCCAGCGUUUGUCCACAGACCGCAUUCUGGGUCAUGCAGCAGCCAGACUGGUGACAGGGAGUGGCCACCGAAACCACAUAAUACCUGUCCUGGAAAAUUCAAGCAGCAGUUGUAGCAUACAAAAAUAAUUUAACAUCUUUCUUGGGCAAUUCCAAGCCUGUUAUUCCAAGAUGUUAAAUUAUUUUUGUAUGCUACAACUGCUGCUCGAAUUUUACUAGCCAAAAAGUGGAAAACGCUAGAAUUACCAAUGGUGGAAGAAUGGCAGAUGAAGAUGAUGGAUUUUUCGGAGCUAGCCGACCUAACCGGAAGAGUCUGCAACCGGAAGGAGGAGGAGUAUCAGGAAGAUUGGAUUAAAUUUAAUGAUUAUUUAGUUAAAUGUUAAGUUAAAUUAACUGGAAACAGCUUGCAGAUACUUAAUUGGCUUAGGAUUUUAUUUAAGUUAAGUGAUGAAUUAAUAUGUUUAAUUUCAAAAUGAAAAACUCUAAGGAUGUUAAUGUUCAAGUUAAACUUUAUAAGAACUGUGAUUUGGAAAACCGUUAAAAGGACAUGCAAUGAAAUUCAACCAAGGGGAAGCGAGGAAGUCACUUAACAAUGUUAAUAAGUGUAAUUUUUAAUAAGGUUAUGAUUUAUGUUUGUUUUAUGUGUUUGUUUAUAAUUUUGUGAAAACCAAUAAUUUUUUUUGAAAAUAAAAUAAAAAAUACCCGUCCUGAAAGACCUACGUUGGCUCCCAGUACGUUUCCGAGCACAAUUCAAAGUGUUGGUGCUGACCUCUAAAGCCCUAAAUGGUCUUGUCCCUGUAUACCUGAAGGAGCGUCUCCACCCCCAUUGUUUGGCCCGGACACUGAAGUCCAGCUCCAAGGGCCUUCUGGUGGUUCCCUCACUGCGAGAAGUGAGGUUACAGGGAACCAGGCAGAGGGCCUUCUCGGUAGUGGCGCCCGCCCUGUGGAACGCCCUCCCAUCAGAUGUCAAGGAAAUAAACAACUACCCAACUUUUAGAAGACAUCUGAAGGCAGCCCUGUUUAGGGAAGUUUUUAAUGUUUGAAGUUUUAUUCCAUUUUUUGUGUUCUGUUGGGUGGCUGGGGAAACCCAGCCAAAUGGGGGCGGGGUAUAAAUAAUAAAAUAAUAAUAACCAUCAUCAUCAUCAUCUUACCUGACUCCAAAAGGCAAAAUAACUGAAUAAUCCUCACAAGAAGGUCAAUGCACAGCUGACUUGUAAGUAAGUUGACCUUACUUGCAACUAAGGUCAAUGCACAGCUGACUUGCGAACUUUGCCUUUCUACUGUUCAAAGCCUUGAGCUUCAUAAUGCUAUUAUAUCCUUAAAACUGAAUGCUUGCAAAAUGCAUUUUUAGAUACAUUUGCAAGGAACACAAGUCUCCUGCAAUUUCCCCCUCUGUAUCUUGUUGAGUAAAGAACCGCAACUGCAAACUUUGCACAGCAGCCACUAUUUCCCCCUCCCUGCAUGAAAUCUGGCUGGUGGGGCUACAUUCAGCCAUUAGGCUCCCCCCCAUCCCCUUUUUACUGUGUGUAAUAGCUGGUUUAUGUACAGCUGAAGUGGUAAAACCCUCCUGCAACAAGCAGCAAAUAUUGCUCAUGGGAUUUGCCUCUCUACCAAAAGGCAGUGUACUUCUCUGUAAAUUAACCUGUCGAAUCCGGAUUGUUUGCCAUAAGUGGAUAUGAGGAAUGAUGCUGUAGUCUGGUCCAUGUGUAUCUGACGCUGAGUACUGGCCAACUUUUUACCACUGUUUCGUUAGUAUAGAAAAGAUUCUGGUAUAGAUACGUAUGGGUGUGCAGGGGUGGUGAUUGUAGUGAAGCAGCUCUUUGAAAUGGAAAUAAAUAUAACUGGUGCUGGAUUUUUAAAAAUAUAAUAUUGAGCUGGUUUACCUAAUGUCUUUUGCAGUUGUAUCAUGGAUGACGAAGGGAAAACAACCUUGCAUUCAGAAUGUAAAAUGACGGAAGCCAAACCCAAUGAGUGUGUGAAUAAUGGUAGGUGAUAAAAACAACAUUGCUGUAAGAUAUAAAGCACAUUUGUAAAUUACUGUCUUGUUUGUCAUGAGACACCUCUAAAAUCGAGUGCUCUUGAAUGGGAGGAGUAAUUCGAGAGACUGGUGGUAUUCCUAUUGGGAUAAAAAAGUCAGGCAGCACAGUGCUAUGCCCAGGGCUUGUAAGGCCACCCUCUACCUAUGGCCUACACCCACGAUAGCCAACAUGGUGCCCUCCAGGUUUUCUGGACUACAGUUCCAUGACUAUUGGCCAUGUUGGCUGAGGGUGAUGACGGGUGUUGUAGCCCAAAACAACUGAACAGCACCAGUUGGCUGCCCCUAGCCUACACUAUCUAAUCUGCAGGCAAAAAAACCUGCAAGGUGUUCAAGCUUGUAGCAAUCAGUGAGAUAAUGUACUGCAGCCAAUUCAGUUAAUUAGCAAGAAUAUUAACCCUCCCCCCCCUUCAUUCUUCCUGAUGCCUUUUAAUACUGCUGAAUAUUCUGCCCUUUGACACAUGCACACACAAUUUGCUGUAGAAUAAAGUUACAAAAAAGGAUAACUAUAGGUUGCUUUAAUGAUGAGUCUUACUUGUCAUAAGGGAAAUGUAGUUUUUGGAAUAAUACUUGAUCAAAUGAUUCUAAUGACUUCUGAGCUAUUCUGUUUUGAAAUGGAUGGCUGAAAUUUCUUAUCAGAAAUACUGAUCAUAUUGUUAAAUUGUAUCCAAAGAUAAAAACACACUGCAAGAAUCUCAUAACAAUCUGCGUAACAAAUAGGCUCUGAUUUAAGUUUAUAUUAUAAACGUCUUCAUUCUGGAUUAGUUGCAACUGUUUACCAGGAAUAAUGCUAGAAAUAACUGCUAUAGUGUUUAACUCUGCGCUCACUAUCAAAGGUGAUAUGAAGAGCUUGCAUUGAACUGUCCCUUGUGACCAGUUCGGUAAUGCAUUGGCUUGACUCAGCUUAAGUACAGUUUAAUGCUGGCUGGGCUCUAGCCCUGAUCUAAAAACCUUCAGAUAACAGUGGGCUACAUAUGAGCAGGGUCUGCCCCAAAGAAAACUCUCCAUGAAUAUGAUCAUUGCUGUCGGCUUUUAAGGUGCCAGUUUUGUGGGGGAAAGAAGGGAAAUGUGGGUUCCGUCCAUCAGUACCCUACCCUUAGUGCUGGUUAUGGGAUCCAAUAUUUGUAUGAAUACAUGAUUCAGAAGGAUAUCUGUACAUAGAAACCUUUGCGCACAGACCAUCCUUUCUGGAUUGGGGCAUGUGUUCCACGCUGUAUUAGAAAUUAAUUCUCUGUUCUGUUUUGUGUAGACUAGAAUAAUUUGAAACCAAAAGUAGUAGCAAAAGCUGAAAUUUCAGCAAGGCAAAGGGGAAUACGGUAAUAUAUCCACUAUAAAAAGGUCAGCCAUGAUUAGCUUAAUAACAACUGAUGCUCUGUUAUGAUUCCAGAUUUUCGCCACCUGUCUGAUGAAAAAUUUGACUUUGACUUUUCGCUGUCUCCUAUAAGGUAAACAAAGUAUCUAAAGCAAACCAUAUUUUUAAAAGAGCAAGCGAUUUGGAGGUGUCUGACUAAUUUGUCUGUAUUCUAGUGAAAACGAGGAUGAAGUUUUUGUCGGGCCCAUGGGCCAUAAAGAAAAAUGCAUUGCGACGACUCUUGAAGCCCUUGAAGCAAGGAAAAACACAAUUCCCCCAUCACCACUUGUGGAUAAACUAGCAUGGAGCCCCGUUUCUGAGGAGAAAUUUAUGGAGAUUUUUAAGGAAGCUCACCAGAUAGCACUCCAGAUACAAAGUGGAACCAAAGCAAAAAGGAACAACGGUCGCCAGCUGGAAGAACGAAAGACGGAGGCUGUAGAAAAAUUUGUGCAAGAAUCUAAAUCAAAACUGAAACUCCUUGAGAAAGGAAUAGUGAUGGAUAAAACCCCAAAGGAAGUUAGGAGAGAGACUUAUUGUGUGUAUGAAAGUCCAGUCUCCCCACGGCCACCUUCCUUUCAGAAACACUCAAGGCAACUGAUCGCGGGGAUGGACAGCUCUCGUUCUCCACAAAUUCCUCUAAAUACUUCUAGUCCUGCCAGAAUGAGCAAAUUGCCCCCCACACCGCUUGCAUCUUUAGCGCAAGGGAAGAGUGACAAGACAAAUAACAAACCGAACACAGUUCAGACUGUAAAAAAUGCAUCUGCAUUUGGAAAUAGUCUCUUGGCAGCGGGACAGGUAAAGUUUUUUUCCCUUCUGGAUAGAUUAAAGCAUAAAGGGCAGUCAUCUUUCCACAAAACAGGAACGUUUUUGCCUGGUGCCUAAAAAAUAAGAAUGGUAACUCCCUGCUAGUUCCCAAUUAUUUCCCUUGUUUGUGGAGUUUCUUACAUAGAGGACAAAUAGCUGCAUGGUUGUGAUCUUACUUAAAUUUGUUGGCCUCAGUGCAUAAUGCCGGUGACCUUGACAUUUCUGACUUAUAGCUGGCGAACUCAUUUCAUACGCCUUACAAUAAAACUAGUGGUGUUGGUUGCUAAAUAUGACUUGAGACUAAUGUGAAAUUGGUGGUCACCUCAAUGCUUAUCAGUGCUGCUGCUGCUGGAGUGUAGUCAGCUAGAAACGUCUAACCAGGUGCUGUGUGUCUCUUGCCUCGUUUGCGUGUCAUAUUGAGUUGCCAACAAUAGCCAUGGUUUAUUCUUGGCUAAUUGUUCAGGGGUGCAAACCCUGAGGCUGGUUUUAGAUUUCACCACAAGCCAGACCAUGGCUUAAUUUCCUAGGAGGAGGGAGAAGAGAAUGCUAUGCACAUCCAGGUUGAACCAUAGCUUGUUUUUAACUGAUUUAAUGUGACAUACAAAUUGUUGUGAGGUGUGACUCUAUUAAUAUUAGAAUGCUGCUUUGUUUGUCGUCUUGACUUCCAGCAGAUGGUUCUUCUAAAUUGAACUAUUAUUACUAUUAUUAAAUUUAUAUACUGCCCUUCAUCAGAAGAUCUCAGGACGGUUCACAGACUAAAAUAUAUAAAAGACAGUAAAUAAUUAAACCCCAAGCAACAUAACGAUAACUCCGCCUUCCCACAAAUGCAUUUAAAUGGCUGUAGAAUAUUAAUUAGCCAAAGGCCUGGUUGAAGAGGAACGUUUUUGCCUGGUGCCUAAAAAUAUAUAAUGGAGACACCAGGCAAACAUCUCUGGGGAGAGCAUUCCAUUUGCUUAAAGGCUCUUUGAAAUCCACUUGCAGGCAUGGAAUCAAACCACCGCUGCAGAAGGAAACGCUUCUCCCUCCGAGGAAAAAUAUCCAUUUGCAAGUGUAGUUUGAAUCCAUGUCACACCUGUAAAUGGACUUCAAAGGUGGGUGCUCUCAGGACCCAUCAGCUGAUUGCUCUUGAGGGAAAACCUCAUUGGCUGCACCAGGGAGUCCCUGAUGAGGCAGCCAAUCCUAACUACAUGUUUGCGGACCCCUUACUUGAUGUCGAGUAUGUCAGUUUCGGGGCAGUUGGGUGUGCUUUAGUGGAAAUGGCCUCGCAGGCUUUAUUGGGGACCCGUGCUGGGCCUGUGGGAAAUUAAAGUGUUGGUUAGAACUUGUUUAUUGAAAGGAUAUUUUAGUUUAAUGGGCAAACACUACAAUAACAUUACUGUUGACAUCCUUUGGUUUACAAAUGCUUGAAAUCUGAACCUUGCAGCCAAAACAAGGGAAGCUGCCCAGUAUUUCCAGCUGGAAUAAUUUGAGCAGUAUGGAGUCAUCGGAAGAUUUACUCUCUGACAAAUCAAGUUUUGCUUCCGAUGCGGUAGAUGCAUCCUUCUCGAACAGUUCAACGGGGAAAGACAAGAGAACUCUUUCAAAUUCCAGCAAGGUAAAUGCUCUUAAUGAAUAACUCCUGCCUUUGUAAUUCUUGGUGACAUCUGAAACCAGAUGUUCUAGAUUUGUGAUACUGGAUUAGCGAUCCUUGGACCAGUGUACUCUGUGGUAUACAGUGGUACCUCGGGUUACAUACGCUUCAGGUUACAUACGCUUCAGGUUACAGACUCCGCUAACCCAGAAAUAGUGCUUCAGGUUAAGAACUUUGCUUCAGGAUGAGAACAGAAAUCGUGCUCUGGCGGCGCAGCAGCAGCAGGAGGCCCCAUUAGCUAAAGUGGUGCUUCAGGUUAAGAACAGUUUCAGGUUAAGUAUGGACCUCCAGAACGAAUUAAGUACUCAACCCAAGGUACCACUGUAUGAGGAAAUAGGCUUAGCAAAGAAUCCAGUGAUGCAUAUGAGUGAUUUAUUGAAGUAACAAACUCAUGGUCUGAAUCGACUUGACCCUUGCUGCCAAAUUGAACGGGGAGGGUUCUAUAUGCUGUUGUGGAUUGUAGUGGAUGAGGAAGGUAUAAAGCUCUUCAUGAGCACACAUAAUGGAAAUAAUUUCCCAGGAAAACUUAAGGGUUUGAAAUCACUGAUCUGCAAAGUUGUAGUAUCUUAAUUUGAAGGGAAAAAAUGUUCAAACCCUUAUUGCAGGAGCAUUAGGGCUGGAUAUGCUUUCUUGUAGCCACACAGAUGUGAACAUAAGGAAUAUCGGUAUUUCGGUAGGAUAAAGUCUGUUAGAAGUUAUUAGGGAUACCUAAAUGACCUCCACUACUGUCUUUACAGUUGGGGAUCAAGGCAACACAGCUGAAACGUCCUAGUAAUAUCCGUAUGCGAAGGAACACUUCAACGUCUUCUUCUUCAUCCUCUUUUUCCAGCAUAAGCCUGAAUUCAAGUCUGUCCAUCUCUCCUAAGAUAGGGAAAGGUAACAAAUCCAAUGUGGUUUGAUCCUGUUUGGCUCUAAUUAACCAGAAUUGGAAUAAACAACAGUUGCCCAAAAUGGUGGCCACUUGUCUAAAUGGCCUGCUGAGUUGCGGGGAAACCUAGGUUCUACACACACACACAUGCUUCUUUCUUCUUCUUUGGUGAUCACGCAUAGCUGAGUAAGAUUGUCUUCCAUGAACACUGUCUUAACAGUGAGUCCGUAAGUGACUGUGGAGGCCAAUUCUGGAUCUUCCAUAGAUCAUUCUUCCAUAGUGGGGACAACACACACAUACAUUUUGCUCCUAGGAAUACAGAAUCCAAGCCCCAAAUAUUAAGUGAUAGCAACAGUGGCCAAAAUGCAUAACUGCUGAGCUCUUUUGAAGCACAAGUGAGAAACUGAUUUAAUAAAAUUGGUGCUCACUAACGUAAAUAGUAAGUCUAGUAAUUAUACAAUUUCCAUAUUAACCUUUGCAAAGACAAUUAUUCUGAGACAUUGCACCCUCUUGCAGUUAAUCACACACUUAUGAAUGUGGUCACCAUAGACCAAAUUGAAUAAUUGCAUUAUGCGAUGGCUGUAACAGCACCCUUUAAAUAGUUCAAUCUCUUCUCCCUUAUUGGCUCCUGUGCUUCAUACUUGUCCCAAGCACCUGCACUUUUCAAAAUCCAUGUCUCUUUGUCCUUAUCAGUUAAUUCAAAUGUGUGUAAUGCAUCUCCACAUCCAUGCUGGGUGUCUCUUCUCUCAUUCUCUUCCCCUCUCUUCCAACACUGGGAAUUGCUUGCUCAAGUUUGUUGCCUUUGCUUUCCCGACACUAAAGCAUUGGGUGCAUUGAUAGUGGUGCAUACAUAUAUAAACAAUAGAUAUAAAAUUUCUUUUUUUCUCUCCCAGGUAAAAUAGGUGUUGCUUCUAAAGUUUCUGCACGUGGCUCCCGGCUGUCCUCUACUGCAAGCAAGAUUGCUAUUGUUAAACCUAUGAAGGGGUUGUCUGUGCAGGCUUCCCAUUCUGAUGUAUCUGGAAAGGAACAUGGGUCCACAAGUGCUUCAAAAACAAAUCUUCCAGUGAAUGCACCCAAAUACAGAGUUACUGAUAUGUCUGAGAUGGCCGGUGGGAUUUUGAAAGAGGACUCAGAUCCUAGUUUUCAGAAACCAUUGCAGAAAAGCAUAUUGGGAAACAGAACAGCAACUUCAAGUCCCAAGCCCAAAGUAGUACCUGCAGUCUCAAAGGAAGGUAAGAACACUGGUCUUACCUAUGUGAUAAAUUUUUAUAGUUUAUCUAACUUCUAGUGUGCCUGCCCUUAUUUCUGUUCUAAAUAUUGCAUUGGAUGGGGAGGAAGAACUGAACUGAGGAUCAGUAAGUUGAUUAAGUCCUGUAAUUGUUUUCUCCCUAGGUGUAUCUGAGAAUUUUGUUGCCAAAGUGUUACAACCAAUUGCAUCACUGUCUUGUGGUAAUGUUGAAAGGUAAUAUUCUAUAUUUUAAUUCAUACUUGUUUUCCUCUAAGCUUCUGUCAUCUUGAACUGCCUUGCAGGUGCUGACAGGCUUAUCAAGGUGGUUUAGAACUGGGUUUUUGUGUAUGUGGUGUGUGAGAACUUUGUGUAUAUGGGGUGUGUGAAAUUACUUGUGGAGAGACCUGAAGAUGCUUCAUACUACUUUAAACAGUAGCAUGUAAAGCAAAAAAGGCUGUCCAGUGGGAUUGGCAGUCCUUGAUAUUCGAAGUCUUAGAUGAAUUCUUUGUCCCACCCCUUGCUGUUGCAGGCAGGAGAGGGCUGGGUUACGUUGCUGAUUCAAAUUUUUGCUUGGCAAUACUGAAGUCUUGUGCUUCAACAGUGUCUGUGAAACUACCUAUUUGGGUUCUGAUUUGCGUAUCAGCAGUGAACAUGAGAUUGGGAAUUUAAUGUUGCCAAAGGCAAAGUUUUACCCUGUUAUCUCAUAGCAAGGCAAAACAUGGUUUAGACUUCAAACAUACAUGCAAACUAUAGCUUGCAAUUUCUUGCUUUCAUUUGUUUUCUUUUUGCUCAGCAGUCCAGUCUUGAGGUACUGGGGCAUCUGGAGGUAGAGCAGCUACUAAUAAAUUUGUCAAAUCAGACAUCACAACAAGCUGUAGUUAAGUUUAAUUAACUAUUGUUUGCCACAAUCUCUGAAAUGGACUGAUGAGAAUUUCAGCUUGGAUUACGUGUGGUACCUAAGCACUUCUAUAAUCUCCCAGAAGAUGUUUUAUCUGCUGCUAUAUCAUGCCUCUUGGUAUGAAAAAACCACAGUCUGCUAUUCCGAACACUGACUUGCGUUUUAGAAAAAGCCUCAGUUUGGGAUAAAAUCAAAUAUUUCAAUGGCCUGCAAACAGCUUAAUAAAAAAGCUGAAUUGGUUUAAAAUGUAUCCUGUUGCAGUUCUUAAAUUGGGUUGCUGGUUGCUCUUGACUGCAUUACUGAAAAGUAUUUGGGAUACCCUACAUUUUUGAGUGUGCACUUAAACUAAGAGGAAUGCUUCAGUUGUGAUGCAUUAUCGGCUUCUAACACUUCGUGUAUCCUUCUAGCAAUGUUGCCGUUACCCCACCUCGCAAACUAUCAGAAGACGGAUUAGUAUUAAAUACCUGUUCUGCUGCCAAGUCUGCCUUAUGGACUCCAUCCAACAGAAGGCAUUCUGCAUUACCUACUCCCGUUGGUCGGCGUACGUCGGGAAUUCCAUCACUAACCCCCAGAACUGUGCCCAAAGCAAGGUCUUCUCCCGAUCUCGUGUCUCUUCGGCAAGUCUCGAGUGUGUCAUCCAAAAAGACUCUAGAAGCUAGGUAAAUCUAGACAUAACCAAAACUGACCAUCUUACACCAUUUUCAAGACGGGUUCUUAGAUGAAAUUCUUUGUGUCUCUUCCUUUCCAGUUUCAAAUGGGCCAGAGAGCGCAAGACCCGUGGGGCCUAUAGCUCAUCUUCAACAGAAGGAUCUCCCCCACCAGUUGCACCUAUUGCACUGGAUUUUUCAACAGAGAAGUCUUCUGAAGAAACAGAACAGGACCUUUCUGAGCAGGAGAAACCAGCAGAAAGAACACCCACUGUGGAGGUAGGCUCCUGCCUUGUCUCCUUUUUUGUGUAUAUAGAACAGCUGUCCCAGGCAGCUUUAAAAUGUGAAGCAUCUCUUUCAGAAAUUACCACUGCUGCAGACAGUGUCUAUGUUGAAAAGGAGCUGAAAGGUGUUUAGUUAUAUCUAGCGUCCUUAAUUUUCUUGGUCACUUUCCCAAUGAGCCACUGCUUGUUGUGAAGUUUGUGUAAAGCAGGAUUUCUCUGGUCUUCUUUUAAGUUUUUUGCUUUGCAGAAGAUUGUCUGCUGAAACAACAUAAAGUAAAUUUAUCCACAUGCCAAUUGUUAAUGACUGCUUCCAAAUAAUAUCAUGGGUAAUUACAGAUAUAUGGAGACUCCUGAGUCAAUAGGUAAAGGGACCCCUGACCAUUAGGUCCAGUUGUGGCCGACUCUGGGGUUGCGGCGCUCAUCUCGCUUUAUUGGCCGAGGGAGCCAGCGUACAGCUUCCGGGUCCUGUGGCCAGCAUGACUAAGCCACUUCUGGCGAACCAGAGCAGCGCACGGAAAUGCCGUUUACCUUCCCGCCAGAGCGGUACCUAUUUAUCUACUUGUACUUUGACGUGCUUUUGAACUGUUAGAUUGGCAGGAGCUGGGACCGAGUAACGGGAGCUCACCCUGUCGCGCGGGUUCGAACCGCCGACCUUCUGAUCGCCGAGUCCUAGGCUCUGUGAUUUAACCCAUAGCGCCACCCGCAUCAAUAGGAGGCUAACCCAAACCAGUUAUUGGAUAAAGAACGUAUUAAGUACCGUGGAUUUUUAGGGUAGCAAACAGGUUUAUUAAACAGUUUUGUUCUCAUGGGCAUUCUUUUGUAAUUAACUUUAUUUCAGGAAGCACAAUAGGCAGUCAACAACUUACAAAUUACUAUUUUUUCCCUAGACUUUACUGAUAGACAUUGGAAUAGAUAAAACACCACUUGCCACCCAGGAAUGUGAAAAUAAACCCCUUAUUGAUCUUUUUAAUACUCCUGAAAUAAUUCCAGUUCCUCUGUUGAAGCCUGUAGGACAGGUAAGAUACCCGUUUUAUAUUUCCCUUUUUAAUACUGCUAGCAUGCAAGGAUAUUGUUUCAAUAUAAAUGUCAGUGCAGCAGUAUGACUUCUCAUGCGACAUAAGCUGGAAAAAUGUACAAAGGACAGACUGCCAUUCACAGCAUAUUGCAUCCACACAGAUAUAUGUGACAUUCAGGAACAACUUUGCAAGGGGAUUCUGACCUUGUAUUGACUGGCUGUUGCAAUAUAAAUACCGUAUUUUUCGUACCAUAGGGCGCACCGGACCAUAGGGCGCACCCAGUUUUUAGGGGGGGAAAUCAAGAAAAAUCUUUUUCCCCCCCAGCCCCAAAGAGCAGCGUACAGGCUGCGCACAACCUCUCCCUGCCGGGAGAUGCUGCGCAGGGCUAAAGAAGCCAUAGCCCCGUGCAGCCUCUCCCUGCCGGAGGGGUUGCGCGCAGCUAUGGAGCAAGCCAAGGCAGCGAGCGGGGUGGAUCCCGCUCGCUGUUUUGGCUUCCCCUUUAGCCCCAUGCAGCCUCUCCUUGCCGGGAGACGCUGCGCAGGGCUUCUCCUGGCUUUCCUGGGAGGUGGGGGGAUUCCCUCACCUCUCCCAAAAGCCCGCAGAAGCUGCGCAACCCCUUUAAAGAGAUCACGGCUUCUCCUGGCUUUCCUGGGAGGUGGGGGGGAUUCUCUCACCUCUCCCAAAAGCCCGCAGAAGCCGCACAACCCCUUUAAAGAGAUCACGGCUUCUCCUGGCUUUCCUGGGAGGUGGCGGGGAUUCCCCCACCUCCCGCAAAACCGGCAGAAGCCGCACACACUUUAAAAGGGCUGCACGGCUUCUCCUGGCUUUCCUGGGAGGUGGGGGGGAUUCCCUCACCUCUCCCAAAAGCCCGCAGAAGCCGCGCAACCCCUUUAAAGAGAUCACGGCUUCUCCUGGCUUUCCUGGGAGGUGGGAGAAGGGACUGAUGCGGCCAGUCAGUCCCUUCUCCCUCCUGUGGAAAAGCCCGCAAGAGCGCACAGAGCUUGUGUGCGGCUCUUGGGGGCUUUUCCCGCCUGCCUCCCCCCUGCAUUCGCUCCAUAGGAUGCACAGACAUUUUCCCUUGCUUUUUAGGAGGGAAAAAGUGCGUCCUAUGGUGCGAAAAAUACGGUAAUCGAAUUUAUGGCUGUGUAGUGGUGUCAAAGAAUGCCAUUAUAAGACUUGUUAGCAAAGGAGAAGUCUGCUGUUGUAAUGGUUCAAAUAUUGUUUUAGUUAAUGUCUUUACUGUCUUUAUCUCUCUCUCCUCCCCUUCCCUCCUUCUAGCCAAUAGAUCUGAGCUCUCCUCUCAUCAGUUUUACACCGGAAGGAAAUAAAGAGAACCUGGAUUCUCCUCUUCUGAAGUUUUGAUUUCUUGAGCAAAUUUCUUAACUUGGAAGAGUUUGAGUGCAAAAACUGAUGUUUCACUAAGCAGGGGGUGAGUGGGUAACAGACUAGUAAAAUAGAAAUGAAGUUUUUAAACUGAGCACUUGACAAAUGUGUUGUUGAUGUGUUGUUAAGGGAUAAUAAUAAAGAUGGCUUAAAUAUUGAUUACUCAGUACUUUCAGGAACUGAUCGCAGAUGCCUUGUGUGUUAAAAUAUCUAGUUUGUUUUGCACAACUUUGUCAAAUGUCAUGAAUUAAAAUAAAGCAAAGGCAUUCUAAAAUGUAUAUUUUCAUUAAAAUAUAGUGGAAGCCUUUCUGAAUGCUUCCACCAUUUCAACUUUACAGUUCAAAGCACCUGCUAGGAUUUAUAAUGUGCACACUGUACACUUAGGCAUUUUAGUCUGUAAUUUGUGAUUGGAAACUCUGCAGUAACGUGAAUAAUUUGGUGAGUGAUUAUUGAGAUUUACAGUAUUUGAAGCAGAACUGAUUUGCUGUAUUAUGAUUAGGAUGCAUUUGUACUGUUCAAUUUUCAUAAUGUGAAUUUUAGUUGCAUCAUAGCCAUAUUACUCCUGGAUCAGAAAUCUGAACAAGCUAGGAGCUUUUAUGCACAGUGAUCUCUUGCUGUUCCUGUGCAUCAUGCUAUCAAAUUAAGAAAAGGGAAUGAUGGAUCUGCCUCUGACAUCUCAGUUCCAAACAUUUGUAUGAAAAUGAAUCUACCCGAACAGAUCAAUUCAAGCAAAGGGGCGGGGGAAUGGGUGACUUUUACAUCAUGGAGGAGAUUCCUUUUACAGAAAAGCAGGACAUUCCUCACUGAUAGUUUGUCUUAACUGGAUGCAACGAUGGACAAGUAUUAGGCUGGUCCUCCCUUGCAGCUCAAAAUGAACAAGUAAGUGGUAGUGACUUGGAAAGUAUGGAAAAGACUUUGGCUUCAGUAAGCAUAUUAAAGCAUACAUAGUUCUAAUUCAGCCAUAGCACAAAGCUCCCAGGUUGUGCCUUUACUGCCACUAUGGAAAGUCCUUCUCUGUGAAGGAGAAAUCUGUUCCCUCUCCUGCAAGCCUUCUCACUUGCCUACAUGAAUUCCUUGCUGCAUUUGGCUAACAGACUGUUAAAUACAGCUGUUAAAUACAAAGCUCUGGUUUAUUUGUUUAAUCCCUACAGUCCAAGUGGCUUAAAAAUGGAUGAAGACGCUUGUAGCAUAUACACUGAAACUAAUAUGUAUCUUUCAGAAUCUAGGUGGAGAAACUGUGUGUGUGUAACACAAUUAGUAUUUUCUUUUCCAACUAAGAAAAAAUGUAAUAAUUUAUUUAGGCAAACAGGAACCAAAACAUAUGGUUACAGGGUCCAGCAGAGAUCUAUAGGUUACUAUAUUACUUCCAAUGGUUGUUUCAUAGUUUAGGUUUAAUAUAUUAUUGACAGAUUCAUAUCAAUAACUGAUUCUAGACUAGAUGUGAAUUUAUUAACGUAAUUUAACUAGCAGAACCGAAUUAAAUACUGGAUUGAAA